GCAUAAUGCAUCCAUUUUAGCCAGACAUUCUUCAGUAUCUGUGAGAGUUUGAGAAUAUGUGGUUCACAUUUGUUCUACUUCAACUUCUGCCUCAAUUCGCCCUCUGUGCUCGUUGUCCCAAUCGGUGCAUUUGUGACAUUAGGGGUUCUGCAAAAUGCACUGGGGACAUCACCGACAUUCCUCCUCUCGACCCAACAACAACCUUCCUACUCUUGCUAAAUGACACAAACAUAAAGAUCCUCAAAGACCGAAGUUUCCAGCCGUUCUCUCUUCUGCUACGACUAAUGAUCACGCACAGCACUCUAGACACCAUCCAACCAGAAGCCUUCCAUGGUGCUCCACAGCUUCGGUCCAUCAAGCUCUCAUCAACCACACUCUCUGUCUUCCCACCCAAGGUGUUUAGUGAGCAGAGCAACUUGGAGCAACUGCAGCUAGAUGGGAACCAAAUAGCUUCCGUUAGUUCAGAACUCUUUGAGGCGAUGGUCAACCUGACUGAACUAAAUCUGAGCAAGAACCGCAUCUCCCAGCUGGAUGCUGACGUCUUCCAGGGUUUGACCAAGCUGAAUUACUUAAACUUAGCUGAUAACCAACUGAGGAACCUCCCGAAGACCCUCUUCCACAACCUUUUGCAACUCAAAUCUUUGGUGCUGUCAUCCAACCAGUUGGAGACUCUUGAAAGUGGUUCCUUUGACCAUCUAAGCAACCUGUUGGUGCUAAUGCUACAGAAGAACCAGAUCCGAGAGAUUCCUCCACGUCUUUUCUGGCCCUUGCCAUCCCUGCUCACCCUCUCAAUGUCUGCCAACCAACUCCGGUAUAUUCCAGCCGAGACCUUCUACUACUUGCCCAACCUGACCAAGCUCACCCUCUACAAGAACCCCUUCAUAUCCCUUCCUUACCAGCUGAUGGGACACAUGCCGAGACUCCAAGAGCUGUACCUUUACGAAACCAAUCUAUCCACUGUCCCAUGGAACCUUUUUGCAAACAUGACCAAUCUACUGGCUCUCAAUUUACACUUGAACAACAAGUUGACCUCCCUCCCAAAGAACCUCUUCUGUUGUCUGCCCAAGCUGAAGAAACUGUCCCUGAAGAACAACAACCUUCAGGAACUAGACCCGGAGCUCUUCUCAAACUUGAUCAACCUUCAAAUUCUGAUUCUUAACAAGAACAAGCUUGAGUCUCUCCCAUCGGCUAUCUUUCACAACACCUCAAGACUAGAAAUACUAGACCUGAAACACAACCAUCUGAGGUAUCUCCCCGGAGAUGUUUUCGUACACGCAAUGGCGCUAAAAGAUCUCUCUCUUAGCGGCAACAAAUGGAAUUGCGAUUGUAGCAUUAUGGGUAUUGCAGAAUGGAUUCGUGAAAACCCAAAACAAAUCAAUGACUUGGACAAAGGAGUAACAUGCUAUGAACCAUACCGCUUAGAAAACUAUCCGCUGCAAACGCUGACUUACGAGGAACUCCAUUGUGGUGUUUUCCAGACCACAUUUAUGGCUACAAGUGCCAUUACCACUGGGGCUCCAGCGACACCAACCCUGCAAACAUCUACAUCUACAAGCACAACAGCAAGAAAUACUGCAAAUGCAACUACAACUCCAACUACUUUUCCAACAGAUGCCUCUCUACUUUCUCCUACACCUGAUCAUAUUUACAUGAAACAAGGCAAUGGUAACAACAAUGAUCCGGCGUUCUACGAUACAAUUGUGCUGGAUAACGGACCUGAAAUUGUGCACAACAAUCAUUACAAUGGCUGGGUGUACCUGUGGACUGUCCCGUCAACGGGUCCCUACAGUGGAUUUAUGAUGGCUUUGUACAUUGUUCUCUUGGUCAGUGGUGUAGUCCUGAUUGUGGCCAGCUUGUAUGCUUUGUAUCGGCUUCAUAAGGUGAUUUUGCGUUUAGGAAAAGUCACUAUGGGAGAAAAAUCAGAGAAUAGUGGCUAG
This is a messenger RNA of Sinocyclocheilus rhinocerous, 1937 nucleotides long. RefSeq names its product platelet glycoprotein V-like. The record is from RefSeq and is a predicted model, not a curated record. Gene Ontology annotation, molecular function: protein binding. NCBI's taxonomy places the organism in Eukaryota, Metazoa, Chordata, Actinopteri, Cypriniformes, Cyprinidae. The transcript has 2 exons. The coding region runs from base 57 to 1937 and encodes 626 amino acids.